UUUCUUUUGUCUCCAUCUCCUUCGCUUUCUCGCUUCCCCUUUCACUCUACCAGUCCUCUACCCUCUGAAAAUCUCGCUACCUUUCCUUUUCCUCUUUCUCUGCCUUUACUGGGUUACAGGCAAAAAAAAAAAAAAAAAAAGAGCCGCCCUUAAGCACACUCUUUCUGGGCAGCUCUUUCUGCUACUAAAGGUUCAUUUUUCAAGCUCAAAACCCGUAUUUGCACUAGGGUUUUCACUCCAAUGCCCGCAUCUUGAAUCUCCUCCCAUCUGGUUCGUGUUUCGUGCUGCUCUCGGACUUUUGAAGUAAUAAUGGGUGCAAAUGGGAAGAAUGUGUUUGUCUUUGGCGUCAUAUUCAUGCUGCUUUUUGCUGCUGCUGGCGUCUCUUCAGCUCCUAUUAUCAACUCUCCUGCAAGGAUCGUUAAUGGGGUUUUCUCGAAUACUUUGUCCGCUAUCAUGAAAUGGAUUUGGUCACUCAAAGCCUCCACGAAGACAGCAAUGUCUGCUCGUCCAUUGAUGAAGUUCGAGCCUGGUUACACUGUGGAGACCAUGUUCGAUGGAAGCAAAGCUGGGAUCGAUCCUCACUCUGUUGAAGUUCUGCCCAGCGGGGAGCUGUUGAUUGUGGACUCAACCAACAGUAACCUUUACAAGAUACCUUCUUCUAUGUCUCUAUACACCAAGCCUAAGCUAGUUGCUGGAUCUGCUGAAGGAUACUCUGGAUAUGUUGAUGGGAAGCCAGGUGAGGCAAAGAUGAAUCACCCAAAGGGAGUUGCUGUAGAUGACAGAGGAAAUAUAUAUGUUGCGGACACCAUGAAUAAUGCCAUCAGGAAGAUAAGUGAUUCAGGGGUUACAACUAUUGCUGGAGGGAAGCGAAUCAAUGGAGGAAGCCAUGUAGAUGGAGCAAGUGAAGAUGCCAAAUUCUCAAAUGAUUUUGAUGUAGUCUAUAUGGGAAGCAGUUGUUCCCUCCUUGUGAUAGACAGAGGAAACAAGGCUAUUAGAGAGAUCCAACUCCACUUUGAUGACUGCGCAUAUCAAUAUGGAAGUGGCUUUCCAUUUGAGAUCGUGCUUCUUCUAGCAGCUGGCCUUUUUGGUUACAUGGUCGCUUUCCUCCAGCGUAGGAUGGGAACAAUUGUUUCUUCACAGGGUGAUCAAGGUGUGAUGAAGUCUAGCAUGGCUGAAACUCCAGCAGCUCCCCAACCACUUAAGUCUGUUAGGCCACCAUUGAUCCCAACUGAAGAUGACCAAGAGAAGCAAGAGGAAACCUUAUUUGCAUCCCUUGGAAAGCUUUUUGCCAACGCGGGUGCAUCUUUCAUGGAGAUUGUGGGAGGAAUAGCUCCUGGAUUUAUGAAGAAGUCAGUUACCUAUCAUCAAUACCAGAACCAGCAGCAGCAGCAAAGACAUUCAGCUGGUUGGCCAAGUCAGGACAGCUUCGUAAUACCAGAUGAAGAUGAGCCUCCCACUGUUGAAGCGAGGACCCCUACGCCAAGGAGGAAAACAUAUGCUUUCAUGUCUAAAGAUGCAGAAAAGAUGAACAGGUGGCGGCAGGGUCGCUCUUUCUAUGGUAGUCAAGAUGGCGAGAUGCCACAGCAACAACAUCAGCAGCAGCAACAACAACCGCAUCCACAACAGCAUCAACACCAGCAGCAUCCGUAUCAGCAUCCACAUCAGCAGCAUUCUUCACAGCCACAGCCGCAACCGCAGCCGCAGAAACAGCCAAAGCAGCAUCGCCAUCAUCGGUAUCAAUCCACCACCCCUGGUGCUCCAUAUACCUACUAUGAACAGAGCCAUGAGAAAACCAAUGAGAUUGUGUUUGGAGCAGUUCAAGAGCGUGAUGUGAAGCAUGAAGCUUCAGUGAUUAAGCCUGUUGAUUAUGCGGAUCCCAUGUACAACCACCACAGCAUUCGAGUCCGUUCUACUUCUACCUAUGGCAAUAAUGCCUAUUGAAGCUUAGAUGAAGAUUGGCAAUUUUGGCUAGCAAGUAACAUCUGUCCCUCGUCCAUCUGCUGAAGAAUGGCAAUUUUGGCUAGCUAGUAACAUCUGUCCCUCGUCCUUGUGGUUAAGAAUGACAAUUUUCGCUAGCUUAUGGGAAAUUUUAGAUUAAACUUGGGAAUGAGGUCUAUUUUCAGAUGUUAGAAGUGUUGGGGAAGAAGCUGGUGUAGUGCUUUCAAGGUUUUGCUCGUCCUGGUUGAAGCUAUGUACUUAUAUAGGCGGGUUGCCUAAAGUGACAGUUAUUAUGAUUAUGUAAAAGCCAUGUUGAAAAUUUGUGAAAUGCAAUUUUGGUAUUUGCCCGCAUAGAAUUUAGCUUGUAGCUUAUAAUUAGCGGAGAAUGAGAAAUAAUACUAGG
This is a messenger RNA of Linum tenue, 2341 nucleotides long. NCBI's taxonomy places the organism in Eukaryota, Viridiplantae, Streptophyta, Magnoliopsida, Malpighiales, Linaceae. The record is from the annotation of a GenBank genome assembly.